Molecule: messenger RNA, 2930 nt
Organism: Musa acuminata AAA Group (dessert banana)
Lineage: Eukaryota; Viridiplantae; Streptophyta; Magnoliopsida; Zingiberales; Musaceae
Exons: 2
Coding region: 102-647 (181 amino acids)
Source: RefSeq, a predicted model, not a curated record
ACCAGAGUUCGUACCCACCCGCUACCCAACCACAGCGAAGGUAUAGUCAGUAGGCUUUUCAUCUCCCGCCGAUCCCGUCGUCGUCGGUGAUUCCAACCCCGAUGGGUGCAGCAGUGCUCCGAUCCCAGGAUUGCCUCCAAGGGCGACUACAUCUCGACGCCUUCGGAUCUCGUUCUCCGCAGCUGCCGUCGACGAAGCCCCAUCGGAAGAAGCCCCCUGUCUCGUCCGCCACCACUCCGAUGAAGCCUGGCCGAGGCUGCCCUCCGCGAUCGACCCCGUCGCCGCCUCCAAAGGCCAAACCGCCGCGGCCCGUAAGGCAAUGGCCAUCGCCCGAGAACGAGGGCGCCACCGACGGCAUGACGCGCCCAAGGAGGGUUCUCGUCAUGGAGGAGGUGAAGAUCCUGAAGCGCGGCGAGCAGUUGAAGCCGGUGGCGUCCCCGCCCGCGGAUGCCCUACCGGACUGGGCCGACUCGGUUUUUUGCCCGACGAGUCGGCUCGGGCCGGGCCCGGACGACCUGCCGAGGAAGUUAGGGUUCUUCGAUCUCAAACCCGUGUACGCUGGGCCGGGGUUCGUCGUCUCCCCCUCGCCGAGCUCACUCCCCUUGCCGAGUUUCUGUUUAAAGAAGUCUGGUGUGGCCGGGAAGUAAGGAAAUGGAACUGCGACGGUCAGCUGAUGUGCUCGUGAUAGCCACAAUCUGCCGCCACGAAGCAGUUUACAUCUGAUGAAUGCGUUGAUUUCACGCCGAUGCUGAAGUGAAGAUUGAGAUACGCCUGAGGCGAAAAGUUGAUUUGGUAAUGCGAAAAAUGAUGGAUUAAUGGGGAAAAAUAGCUGCCAUGAUUCAAAUAUCAUGGAAUUGUCUUCUCAUGCCUGUUCCGGAUUCAAAGAUCUUCCUCUAUAUUUUCUGGAGGACGAUGAGAGAUCAGAGGAAAAGGGCAACUCUGCUUCUGCUGGUCCGCCUUCAUCCGCCACUUCGAUAGGUGGCAUGACUCUCUUCCAGAACCAGUGCUUCCUCCACAGCAGUAUCAUCUCCUCGAUAGGCACCCCUUUGGUCUCCGGGAGGAAGACGUAGACGAAGACGGUCAUUAUGGUGAUCCAACCGGCGAAGAAGAGGAAGAUGCCGAACUUGAAGGAGCAGAGGAGGCUGAGGAAGGACUGGGCGAUGGCGAAGGUGAAGAGGAGGUUCACCGACACCGUGAUGCUCUGCCCGGCCGACCUCGUCUCCAGCGGGAAUAUCUCGCUCGGGACCGUCCACCCCAGCGGCCCCCACGACCACCCGAAGGCGGCAACGAAGAGGCAGAACACCACGACGACGACGAUGGAGAAGUCUUUCGACAGCUGCUUGUCGCCGCCGAACUUGACGCCUAGUAUGACGGCCACUGCAACCUGACACACGAUCAUCUGUAAUCCGCCGCCGAUCAGCAGCGGUCUUCUCCCCCACCUGUCGACGGUGGCGAUGGAAACAAGCGUGGAAGAGGCGAGCACGGCGCCGGUCAUGACGGAGGAGUAGAGCGCCGCGUUCCCACCGAAGCCCAUGCUCUGGAACAGCACCGGCGCGUAGAAGAGGAUGGAGUUGAUGCCCGUCAGGAUCUGGAACGUGGGCAUGAGGAUGGCCAUGAUGAGCUGAGGCCGGUUCCGGCGCUCCAGUAUGUUCCGGAAGGGGUGCUCGAUGGAGUUGGCGAGCUCGCUGGCUUCGACCAUGUCUUGGAGCUCGGCGUCCACGUCGUUGGUGCCGCGGAUCUUCUCCAGGACGCGGCGGCCUUCCUCGGCCCGCCCUUGUUCGACGAGGCUGUUGGGGGUCUCCGGCAGGAGGGCGCCUCCGAUGGUCAUCAGGAUCGCGGGGGCCGCUGCCAGGCCGAGGGAAAGACGCCACCCCCACGGCUUGAUCUUCUCGGUGCCGUAGUUGAUCAUAUUGGCGGAGAAAAUUCCCAGGGUCGUCGCGAGCUGGAACAUCAUGUUCAAGCCGCCGCGGAGGUGCGCCGGCGCCAUCUCGGAGAGGUAGAGAGGAACUGCCUGCAUCACCAUAUCGGUGUUCAUCAUCAGUUCACGAAGAAGGUGGUGGUGAAGUGGAGGCAGAGAGUACCUGAUUCCCGAACCCGAUACCGAUGCCGAGCAUGAUACGGCCGAGGAUCAGCAUCGGCAGGUUGACGGCGGCGGAGUUGAGGGUGGCUCCGACGAGAAAACUGAUGCCGCCACAGACGAUGCUGGCGCGGCGGCCGUGCUUCCUGGUGACGGGGGAGGCCGCAAGGGAGGCGACGAGGCCGGCGAGGUAGAGAGAGGAGGUGAAGGCGGCGAGGCCCUGGUUGUCGUACUCGCAGUAGUUGUUGUGGGACUGCGAGUUCUUCUUGCGGUAGACGACAGGGAAGAACUUCUUCAGGAACGGGUCCAUGCUUGUGACACCUCCUGCAGUACGCAGUGUUUAAACAACAGAGCAAACGCUUGAGCUACAACAACAAAGCGAGGUGUCCGUUAAGCUUGCGCGACGUGCCACACAUCAUUCAGGUUUGGCAUUGAUGGAGAAAAUGAUGAAGCAAGCAUUAGACUGAUCCUAUCGUAAACUGCUACCUAGGCGAUGAUGUACGCAGGAGAGCAUGAUCUUCCGGUCUUUGUUCGUCUCGAUCCCUGGGAGACGAGGCUCAUUCUCCGACAACGAGCCAAUCGCAGGAGACGAGCCAAUCGGAGACGAGGCUCACUCUCCGACAGGAGAGUCGGGACCCCCUUUGUUCGUCUCGAUCCCUGGGAGACGAGCCAAUCGCAGGGAGUUUCACUCUCCCACAACGAGGCUCAUUCCCCUGAUUUGGAUUCACUUAGAUUUCCCUUCUCGUCUGGGUUACCAGUCGUAAGUAAUCUCUCACCCUCAUCAAUCAUGAUUUUGGGAGGGUUGCAGAAAAUAUUAAUCCAAAGCGAUAUGGCUCAAUUCUUUUUUUUCUGA